UGUGUAAAAAAAUUAAAAGCUGUGAUGUGUGGUUAUUGAAGUGAUGCGAUCACGCGAUGUAUGUAGGUGUUUAAAACAUCAUUUGCGAAUUCAAUUAAUGUUAUAAAAUUUAAAAUGUUUUCAUGCAAUUAAUCCCAAGUGAGGUGACAGCCUAACACAAUUGAUUGUUUAACUAAGUGACAUACAAAAAUAUAUACCUACAUAUAUGUAAAGUGCCGCCCACAUACGCUCGCCCCUUGGAGUGCAAACACUUCACACAGCGCAACAGCGGGGACACACGGUGGCGACAAAGCGGACGACGCGGCAUAGCGGAGCGACAGUUGGUGGUGAAAACGUGUCAUGCAUUGGCUCGAUGGCAGCAUUUCGCUGGAUGAAAAUUUAAUUAGUGGACGCGUCAGCGGCGGCAGUAACGGUGAAAAUAGCGACAGCAAUCAAAGUAAAACAUCAUUGAAAGCAAAACGAAGACGCCUCGCUCAUUACAAGCUCAGCAGCAGAUUGGAUCGAAAGUCAUCACGUGGCAUGAUCUAUGAGAAUGAGGAACUGAGGCUGCGUACCAUCAAUAUAAAUGCUGAGGUCGAAAGAGGGCAAUCGGACAUCAAACGUUUGCGUAGAGAGAAUGAGCAGUUGCGCCGCGAGAUUUGGACGCUACGCGAUGAGUGCGAUCGCUUGAAUAAGCGCUUCAAGGCGAAGCUGUUGGAUCACGAUCAUGCUUGCAACGCGCGGCAUAGCGUUUGCAGUGGCGGCGGGCGCGGUAGUGGGCACAUCUGUGACAGUAACUGCAACAGUGAUGAUUCAGAUUCCUGUGAUACCUGCAAAGGCAACGAUGACCAAUGCAGUGAUGAGUGCUGCACGGGCGGCAGCUGUCCACAGCUGGCGACAAAGCAGCCGAUUAUUGAGUUCGCGCCUGAUACGCCCACAACAACGACAGCAACGCGCUCAGACAUGGCCAAUUUUGUGGUUAAAUCUGCGGGUGCUAAUUCGGAAAGUGUGCCGAAUUUACAUCAAGCAUUCGAUCAUUUGUCCGUGGUGUCGGAGGAAACGAUGAGUAAUGCCGACCAGCAUACGCAUGUGCCGCACAAUGAGUUGCUGCACAUAUAUACGUCCGACGGUGGUGGCUCGCAGAUGACAUUGCCCAGCUUAGUUGGGCCGUUGACACCGUUGACGCCCAUCGAACAGGUGGCCAAUCAGCUGAACGACCUGCAAGCGGUUGUGCCGCCCCUAUCUUAUUUCGAGAAUGUGUUGCAAGAUCAUAUGGGCUCUAAUAUAGGUAAUACGCCCAAUACGAGCUCGCCCACGUCGAAACUAAUGCGCCACACCAAUGGCUGGGACUACAAGUUGCAAUCGCCUUUCGCGCACAGAAAGAUUUCAACAGGCGCUUCGCCGCCGGCACUGCAAAUUGCCACACCGCUUACGCAGAAUUCUACGCAACAACAACAACAACAACAACAACAACAACAGAGACUAGCACCACCCCAACUGUUAACCACAUUUGUGCCAACAAUAGUUGCGCCGCCGGCGAGUAAUGAGUCGACGGCAAACCCCUCAAGUCACACCGUGUCAGCGCCGAGCGCUCAACAAUCGAAUGCGACUGUUAUAGAGACAGUUGCAAUUACAACGACGCCAUCGAACGCGUUACCAGCGCUUAACAGUCCAAGACAUUUCUUUGCGCCACUAAAGCCACGGCUGAAAAUCAAUACAACUUUAGCUAAUAAAGCACUGACAGGUGAUGCCAAUGUGCCUGCGGAGUCCACACCAAUAUCAACGCCAACCACGUUAGCUGCGGAUGCCGAAAGCAGCAGCUGUCAUAAUUGUGAGCCGCCCGACCUUUAUGUACACAACGGCUUGGCCUCACCCUAUCAGCAUCAGGCCUUGACGGCGACGGGCGCCGACAACGCUGUGCCACCACCAAUACCACAACGCGGCAGCUCCUCCCAAACGGAGUCUGUGAACCUGGAAACCAUACUUAAUGACAUCCAAGCCAUAUCGGAGGAUAUCUUAGCUAUUCAACUGGACAAACGUAGAGAGAAUGACAACGUUAUCAACAAAUCGCUGGAGCAGGAAGACAAAAAUAAGAAACCGUACCGCUCAGAAAUGAAUUUAACACUACAAUAUGAUGGCGCGAAUCAAGUGGCAGUGGCCGCCAAUACAACAGCGACUGCCACACAAACAUCCUUCAGCAGCAAUGGCAAAGGCAAUAAUCGCUGCACGCGUUCACUAGAACGCGAGCAUACAGACAGCCCAUCGCCGCAUAUACCCGACGCUAUGGUGCCUUUCCCAGAUAAGCGCACUUAUAUUGGCUUUGAUCAGCUGAAUAAUGAGGCGUGCCUGGAGCUGCCACCUACGAGUGUUGCAAAUAUGCAGCGACCACCGUUGCCGCCUGUCGCUGGUGUGGCCAAGCAGACGCAGCCACCGACGCCGCCAGCGCGUGGAUUUCCAUCACCAUUAAAUAUACGCUGCGCAGGUGUAGCGCGCGCCACACCUGUAGCAAUACCACAACCGCCUACAGAUGAAACAGCUGGAGCGCAGCUUAUCAAGCCCAUGACGCUCGGUUUUGCGCCCAAUAAAAGUCAGCUGUAUGCCGCUGUGGCGAACGCGGCGGCUAAGCGUGCACAAUAUCGCGCGGCAAUGACGCAUUCGUUGGACGCGGAGUUGAAUGCGGCAGGUGCAACGGCGUUAAGCGAGACAAGCUCUGCUGAUGCUGCAAAUGAGGCACUCGCUACAGAGGUGGCGCGUCGGAAAGCGCGUCGCGUUUCAAUCGUGUGCGGUGAUUCAAGUACGCCAGACUCACCUGAUCCGCUGAACAAUACGCAACUAGUUCGAUCUCAAGCACAAAUAAAUCUAAGCGGUAUGCAGGAUGGUGGCACAACAAAUGUCAAUACCAACAACUCCAACAUAGCGAGCGCAACGAGCCAACCAAACAAUGGUAGCUGCACAGAUUUGCAGGCCGUGCUGCUCAAUCCGGCGUUGCGUAAUCUCAAGCAAACCAGCCACAGCACUCCCAACUCACCACAUUCCGUACGGCGCCGUAGCAACAGUAAUACGAUGAGCCCGAAUAAUGGCGUUGCUGAUCCUACACAACCGCAAUCUCUAUCGGCGAAUACGUCGCCGAAGCACGCCGCCAACGCGCACCAUCGCCAUACAAAUAGCAGCUGCAGCAAUAUAGCGGUGGCGCAUCAACGUAAAUCCAGCCAAGACUCGACACGCACCAAUGCCGGUGAGGGCGCCACUGUCGAAGCGGUUACAGGGCGCUCGCGCUGUUCUCGUCGCCACUCUGAUGGCACCGUAGCGAGUAAUGCACAGCGUGUCAGCGGCACGUCCGGCCAUCACCACCAUCAUCAUCAUCAUCACCCGCAUACAUCGUCGUUGCUGAGCAAUAAUCUGCAUCACAGUCACCACUCGCACCAGGAUAGCACUUCGUAUUCGGAGCACGGUUCGAAUAGUUCGGCAUCGUCGCGGGAGUCAUCAACUUCGUUCAGCGUGCGCUCGCAUCGGCGAAAGAUUUCCAUCAGUUCGCAUACUGGUGGUAAAAUACCAUGGUGCGGGUGCUGGGGCAACGGCUGCUUGUAGGUUAUGUUAGAAAAUUGUGUGUGCAUGCUAGGAAAUCGCAUAAUGUAUAAAUACGAAUGACGAACUGGCUGUAGUAAAUAAUUUUAGUUAAUAAAGUAUAAAUAAUUAAUUCUAUUAUAUAUUAUUGUUAGUGUAAUCGCUUUAAUUUUAUUGUAAACUAGUAAAUUAACUGUACUUUGUUACGCUUUCGGUUAGUCAAAAGGCUCUUUGAUUGUAUGCAGCUUACAAAUAUUAAA
Bactrocera tryoni is the source of this 3803-nucleotide messenger RNA. RefSeq lists its product as uncharacterized. The record is from RefSeq and is a predicted model, not a curated record. The transcript has 8 exons. NCBI's taxonomy places the organism in Eukaryota, Metazoa, Arthropoda, Insecta, Diptera, Tephritidae. The coding region runs from base 340 to 3567 and encodes 1075 amino acids.